This is a messenger RNA of Cucurbita pepo subsp. pepo (vegetable marrow), 2134 nucleotides long. RefSeq names its product protein-tyrosine sulfotransferase. Gene Ontology annotation, cellular component: membrane. Lineage: Eukaryota; Viridiplantae; Streptophyta; Magnoliopsida; Cucurbitales; Cucurbitaceae. The record is from RefSeq and is a predicted model, not a curated record. Gene Ontology annotation, molecular function: heparan sulfate 6-sulfotransferase activity.
UGGUAUCUUUUCUGAUGAAAUCAUUGCAAAUUCUCUGUAUCAGAAAGCGAAGAAAAGAAAACUGUUCAAUUGUUGGGGGCAGGGAGAUUAAUCCUCCCCCUUCAUUUUCGGAGGAGGAGGAAUCGGAGAAAAUCUAGCCCUUUUUUUUCUUCGCCAUUUCAACCCAAAGUAAGAAUCAUUUGUUCAAUCCCCUUUCGUUUUCCCCCCCAAUUUGAUGCUGUUUCUGUUUGGAUGCUGGGAAAAUUCGAAAGGGAAAAGUUAUUGGAAGUUUCUGACGGCCGGAUGGAUUUGAGUGGGCCCUAAUUGAUCGCGAGCCCUGUCUCUCGGAAUCCCAACACGAUCUCGGGAAUUUAUGAACACGAGAUCCAUAAAACCAAUACUUUUGUUGAAGUUGUGAGAUGCAUGGAUCCCAUUAUUAAGUUAACUUUGCUUCUGUUGUUCUUCAGAAUAGCAUGUGCUUCAACCGUCGAAAAAAAUUUUGAACACUGUGAAACGGUUGUAAAAAAUUGGGCAUCAUCUGCUCUUCAUCAGGGUAUCAACAAAGAUAAACAUACACUACAAGAUUUACUGUUCUUUCUCCAUGUUCCAAGAACAGGAGGGCGAUCGUAUUACCACUGUUUCUUGAAAAAGUUGUACCCAAGCUCUCAGGAGUGUCCCCGUUCUUAUGAUAAGUUACGUUUUGACCCCAGAAAGGAGAAAUGCAGAUUGUUGGCUACUCAUGAUGAUUAUAGCAUGAUGGAAAAACUACCGAAGGAGAGGACGUCGGUGGUGACAAUUGUUCGGAAUCCAGUUGACCGUGUUUUUAGUUCAUAUGAAUUUUCAGUUGAGGUAGCAGCUAGAUUUUUGGUGCAUCCUGAUCUAGCUUCUGCAACAAAAAUGUCCAAACGUCUGCGUGCAAAGAAGGCUGGAGUGAGCACACUGGAUAUUUGGCCGUGGAAAUAUUUGGUUCCGUGGAUGAGGGCCGACCUAUUUGCUCGAAGACAUGCUAGAAGACAGGAAGGUUCAAGUGAAGAUAAGAUUGACAGUCCAUAUGAUAUGAAGGAUAUUCUUAUGCCACUGCAGGAGUUUAUUGAUGACCCCAUUGUUCAUGAUAUUGUUCAUAAUGGGGCUACAUUCCAGAUAGCAGGAUUGACAAACAACUCCUACCUAGAUGAAUCACACGAGAUCCGGCACUGUGUACGGGAAUAUAAGAGCCUUGGUCAACACGUGCUUCGUGUAGCAAAGAUGAGGUUGGAUGCUAUGUUAUAUGUUGGUCUAACUGCGGAACAUAAGGAAUCUGCGACGAUGUUUGCAAAUGUGGUCGGUUCACAGGUGAUUUCACAGCUAAGAGACGCCAACUUUAGCACGGGCACUUUAGCUGACAAUCAAUCAGGUAAUAGUAGCUCUUUGCAUUUAGACUCUGAGCUUGAGAGCAAUGUUGAUCAGAACAAUAGUACCUUAGAUGAAAAGGCUUUGCAAGAUGAAGAUGAAGCAAAGAGGAAAAAUAUGACUGUCACAGAACUUAUUGAAGUAUAUGAAGGGUGCAUUUCGAGUCUACUAAAGACCCAAUCUCGUCGUCGAUUUGCUUCUUUAAAGCGGAUUUCCCCUGCAAAUUUCUCAAAAGAGGCACGGCGUCAUGUUUCUGAUGCAGUUCUGCAGGAGAUUAGAACACUCAAUUAUCUGGAUGUGGAUCUUUUUAAGUAUGCUCAAGAAAUUUUUGCAAUGAGACACGUACAACUAAUGGGGAAUCUUGAUAUGAAAGACGGUUCAGAAACCAAACUUGACCGAGCACGAGCCUUCGAGCUAUGGAGAAUUCCUUUGUUAGUAAUGCUUUUUAUCUUACUCCUUGUUCUCUUCCUACUUGCUAAUGCUCGGAGAAGAGUAUCUAAAGUUAAGGUAUGAUUGACGAUUUAAUUUAUCUUUGAAGCGGGAAAGCGAGCUUUUGAAUCUCAGCAUCUUCUUGUAUUUUAAUUGAACUAAUAAUUUUGAUCUUCAAUCCUGUUGGAUGAAUUAUUUAUGUUUUCGCUUUGCCUACUUGAUCAUCGUGGCUUGAAAGGCUGAAACUUUGAAGGAUUUGUGUUAGGAUAUGCCUCCCAUAAGAGGAAGCUAUCUCUUUUGAUCAUGCUUCUAUUGCAAGAACUUCAAUUUUGUGUAA